Molecule: messenger RNA, 727 nt
Organism: Mya arenaria
Lineage: Eukaryota; Metazoa; Mollusca; Bivalvia; Myida; Myidae
Exons: 3
Coding region: 62-727 (221 amino acids)
Source: RefSeq, a predicted model, not a curated record
CACUUUCAAAGUAGCCUCAUUCGAAAAAAUUCACUUUGUUAACACAACAAAUUGGUAGGCCAUGGAUUAUUUCAUGUGCCUAUUGAUGGCGAGUGCCAUCGUGGCAAUUGGCAGCGCCACGGGAACAACCCAAGCUCCAACCCAGCACCAACAGGACAUGCACAUGAUGCAGACCAUUUAUGACGAGCUAAAACAGCUUAAACAGACCGUUGGAGGCCUUGCAAGACAGACGAUGUUGCAGCAACUAUUUGUUGAAGAGCGAAUACGGUCAGAAGGUGGAUCAGGUCUUAAGCAGGUCAGGGCCGGUGGAUCAGGGACUAGACCUUACCACCACACACUUCAUGCUGCUGGAUCUGCUGCUGGUAUUCACGAGCAUUCCAAUUACGACAGAACAGUAGGGCUUGGCGAGCUUAUCGUUGUCCUGAAUGGAGUCGAGUUCCGCACCAGGCACAACGAUUACAAGCUCAAGAUGCCAUCGACGAAAAGCAAGAAUUACAAUGAGGUAGAGGAUAUUCCGUUCCCCAACGUUCCUCCAUCAGUUCUUAACAAACACAACGUCAGUGACCAGAUUGCAGAAAUGCGCGAAUUCUUCAAGGCAUUCCACAAGCAAGACAUUCAUCAUCGCGACUACAGGCCAUAUUUUAAACCCGUUAUGUGCUACUUGGAAGGUGGAUGGACGACAGAUACCCGCAACUAUACCGCAUUUUAUCUUCGCCCACCUUCGUAG